Aplysia californica (California sea hare) is the source of this 471-nucleotide messenger RNA. RefSeq names its product pyruvate kinase PKM-like. The annotation marks the transcript as partial. Gene Ontology annotation, cellular component: cytoplasm. Gene Ontology annotation, molecular function: pyruvate kinase activity; magnesium ion binding; potassium ion binding. Lineage: Eukaryota; Metazoa; Mollusca; Gastropoda; Aplysiida; Aplysiidae. The record is from RefSeq and is a predicted model, not a curated record. The transcript has 4 exons. Gene Ontology annotation, biological process: glycolytic process.
UACCACGCAGAGACGAUCGCCAACGUGAGGAAGGCUGUGGAAGGUUUCUCCGAGCCCAGACCCAUCGCCAUCGCUCUCGACACGAAGGGGCCGGAGAUCCGCACUGGUCUCAUUGAUGGGGUUGCUUAUCCACAGAAAGCCACCCUAGUGACAGGUGAGCAGAUCAAGAUCACGACAGACGACAGCUUCCAGGACAAGUGUAACAAGAACUUGCUGUGGGUGGACUACAAGAACAUCACCAAGGUCGUCACGCCCGGCAGUCGCAUCUUCAUCGACGACGGACUCAUCUCCGUCAUUGUUCGCGAGAAAGGUGAAGAUUUCGUGAUGUGUGACAUAGAGAACGGAGGUGUACUGGGCAGCAAGAAGGGAUGUAAUCUGCCCGGCACCGCUGUGUGUGUGUGUCUGUCUGUCUGUCUGUCUGUGUGUACUGACAGUGUGUAUCUCUCCCCCAGGUGAAGAUUUCGUGAUGUG